Molecule: messenger RNA, 2894 nt
Organism: Xiphias gladius (swordfish)
Lineage: Eukaryota; Metazoa; Chordata; Actinopteri; Istiophoriformes; Xiphiidae
Gene: ccdc39
Product: coiled-coil domain containing 39
Exons: 21
Coding region: 9-2894 (961 amino acids)
Biological process (GO): inner dynein arm assembly; cilium-dependent cell motility; cilium movement
Cellular component (GO): axoneme
Source: RefSeq, a predicted model, not a curated record
GCAGGAAAAUGUCGAGCAUUCCUAGCACGGAUUUAUCCGGGCUGGGCUGGGAUGAGCGCUUUGCUAUCCCCGAGCCCAACGCUGAAAACAAGGCUUUGAUGGAGGAGAUUCGUAAAAAAGAGACGGAGCUGGCGCACCUGGGAAGCAAACUCGAGCAAAACAAGUAUGAAAAGCAGUUUAAGACUGAAUUCCUCAAAAAUGGUAAACAAGAGCUGGAAAAUACUGAGGCUCUGUGUAAGGCCAAGGAAAGAGAAGAAGAGUUGGAGAAACACCUCACAGCCCUUGCAGAGAGGGAGACCGGUCGCCUGGCACAGGAGACUGCUAAGAUGGAUAAUGAGCUUCGAUCUUUAGCAGAGAGGAGAAACAUGCUAGAGAACCACAUUUUCAAGACCAAACAGAAGCUUGAGGAGUUUAGGAACCAGAUGAACUGGGACAAGCAGACCAUGGAUGCCUUUCUGAAGGAGGCAGCGCACAAAGAUGAGGACACAAUGGCCAUCAUCAAGUAUGCCCAGCAAGAUGAGCAGAGGAUCAAGUCACUCACUCUCGCUAUAGAGAAGAAGACACUGGAAGCCAAUGUAAAGCAGAAAGCACGUGACAAGGAGUUGACUGAGACUAUAUCUGCACAGAUUGCUUUGGAUAAGACUACAGAGAAUUUGCAGCAGGCCCACCUGGAGACACAGCAGCUCAUCCACCAGUGGGAAAACACCAUCAAGCAGAUGAAGCAGCGUGACGCUGAGAUGCAGCAGUGUGCACUGCAUCUUGCCCAGGCCAACCAGAACAGCAGGGAAAGGAAUGCCACCAUUACAGAGAGGAAGCACUUGCUGGACACUCAGAGGAACAACAACAAGGAAACUGAGAGGAAGAUAACCAUGGCCAACCGACAGGCUGUAAAACUGCGGCAGGGUUUGAAGGAGCAGGAGAUUAACUGCAGCAGGCUGGGAGAUGAGCUGGAUAGUUGCAAGGGUACACUGGACAGAGCAACCUCCGAUGUGGAGUCUGUCACGUCCAACAUAUCCAGAAUGAAGAAAGACAUCCAGGAUAACAACAACAAACUCAAGGAGGCCAGGGUGUACAAUUCUGCGCUGGAGGAGAAACUUAAAGUUGUAACUCAGACUGCCCUUAGUGAGGAGGAGAGAGCUGCCCAGAUGGACCAGUUUCUCAAGGAUGAGGAACAGGCGAUCAAGGAGCUGGAUGUCCAGCUGCAUGACUGCAGAGAGGAGCUGUUUCAUCGUAGAGAGCAUCUGCAGGCCCUAAAGACAAAGGGGACGGAUUCUGUCGCCCACGUUUCGAGGAGCAAAUCCACUAUCACCAGCCUGGACAGCCAGCUAAGAAAACUGGAGAAGGACUUCAUAAGACAGCAGAUGACUAUUAGUGGGCAGGACUCCAAGAUCAUCUCCCUGGGUAAAAAACUGGCACGGCUGCAAGGUGACAUUCACUCAGAUGAAAAACAGAUGCUAGACACAAAGAUCGCUGAGUUGACCAAAGCACUAGAGGAGAAGAAGGAGACAGCCACCAUGCUAACAAACACACUCAAGGAGUCUGAGGAUGAUAUUCGCUUUUUGAAGAAAGAAAUGGAAAAGUCAGACGCUCAAAAGAGAGAUCUGACUGAGAAGGCAGAGGUAUUAAUGCUACUCUGUAAUACCAAUGAAAAGGAGCUGAAGAGACUCCGACUCAGGAAACAGGACAACAUGGUGGAGCAUAACAUCUUGAAGAUAGAGGUCAAGCGUAUUAGAGAUCUGCUGUACAACAAGACGGACACUGUGCUGUCUUUGGAGAAGAGGAAGCUGGAGCUGCAGAAAGCCAUAAAGGAGAGGGAGGAUGAGAUCAAGGUCUACAAAGAGAUGUUCAGCCAGCAGCUCAAAAUCAGUGAGCAGGAGAGACAGAAACUCAGUGUUGAACUGAAUGAGAAACUGUCCAAGAUCGACAUGAUGAAGAAACGUUUUGAGGUCCUGACACUUUCAAUGGCAGCUCCUGAGGGAGAGGAGGAGAAGUCGCAGACUUACUAUAUCACAAAGGCUGCACAAGAGAAAGAGGAGCUCAAGCGGAAGGGAGACGGUCUAGAUGCAAAAAUACGCAAGAUGGAGCUGGAAAAUAAAGCUCUAGAGAACACCAUCCAGUUGUUCAACAACAGUAACUCAGCCUUUCGCAAAUCCCUCAACAAAGUAAAUGAAUCCAGUCCAGAAUACCAGGAAAAACUGAAGUUAGAAGAGCAGCUGAGGGUGGCUGAAGAGACACUGAAGUACAAGAAAAGACAGGUCCAAGAGCUCCAUCAGGACUUACAGGACAUGAACAAUACCAUGGAGAGUCUGCUGCAAGAAGAGCAGGUGGAGAAAGAUAAGAUAGAGCACAAACAAUCCCUCAUCAGUAAACUGAACAAAGAAAUCACUUCCCAGCAAGAGAAAAUUGAGAGAGCAGCAAAACAGUGCUCUAAGCUGACCAAAGAGAUCCGCUCAGCAAAAAACACCAAGACUGAGACCUUUGAAGAGAAGGACAUUAAGCUGAGGGAGUUAAAAGAAUUCAACAAGAGCAUCGAUAAGAUGCUGAACGAGGCCAUGGAGGACAAGCCUGAUCUCAGAUUAGUGCUGGAGAAUUACUUCCUGCAGGCCAAUCUGUCUCUUCCAUCUCCUUCUUCCACUCCGACCAGCCACCGGAGCUCCAAGACAAACUCUGCGCGCAGCUCUGCCUCUCUCAGGUCUCCUGCAUCCUCAGCCAGCAGCAGCCCAAGGGCCUCUGCCCUUCAUUCCCCCGUGCUGAAGACUCUGGAGCUGGGCUUGGAUCUGACUGUGACCUACCUCCACAAGCAGCAGCAGCAGGAGCAGCAGAAAUCGUUCCACCCUGGAUAUUUCUUCGAAGAACUUAUGUACUGUCGUUUGUACACCACACCCUUUGACUAG